Messenger RNA from Periconia digitata, 1546 nucleotides. The record is from the annotation of a GenBank genome assembly. NCBI's taxonomy places the organism in Eukaryota, Fungi, Ascomycota, Dothideomycetes, Pleosporales, Periconiaceae.
UCGCAAUGUGCGGGAAGGUACUAAGGCUCACGCGCCCAAACUCGAUGGAGUGCUCUGCUAACUGUGAUUCGGUCAACUGCCAACCUCUUAUUUUCAACAUACCUAUCAGCGAAUUGAAAAUACAGCUGCAUAAAUGACGAUACGAGUUCUCCCGAUGGCAGAUGCAAAGCGCGCACUCAUGUACGCCAUCGAAGAUGUGCCCGGUAAAGGCAAAGGCCUGAUCGCCACGAGGAACAUCUCCAAGGGUACACGAAUUCUUGCCGACAAACCCUGGAUCACCAUCAACGAGAGUUUUAUGACCAAAGAAUUCCGGAUGAGUUUAAUUGCUCAACAACUUCACGAUUUGAACAAAGAGGAAACGAAAGACUAUCUAUCGAUGAGAAAUAUUUACUCGAAUAGCAGCGCAGCUAAGAACUGGGUUGGCAUAUACACAACCAACUGCUCGACAAUCACAUCCUGCAAAUCCGCCUUAUUCCCAAACGUGUCGCGGAUAAACCACGCUUGCAAUGCCAAUGCGGUCGACUACUGGAACGAUAAUCUCAGCAAAAUGACAGUUCAUGCUUUGAGAGAUCUUAAGCGAGGGGAGGAGAUCACAGUUUGUUACGUGAAUCGACCUCGGAACCGUCAGGAGCGUUUGAGAAAACUUUGGGAAGAGCAUCAAUUUACAUGCGAAUGCGAUCUUUGCUCUCAGCCGGAGGAGAAGAGUAAGCUGACCGACUUCAUACUUGAUCGUGGUGACGACUUGAGAAAGGAAUUUGUUGACAAUUGGGACCGAAACUGCACAAAAAACCCAAAAACGUUGUUGAGAUGUGCAGAGAUGCAAUCCCGAGCUCGCCGGCUAGAUGGCGUGAACGAGUUGGGAUUGAUGAGGGCAUACGAGCAAGCGUUGUACGUUAUCAUAGCGAAUGGCGACUUAGCAAGGGCGAGCAUUUUUAUUGGAAGACUGCUGUUUCUUCAAAUUGUAAUCUCAGGCCACGAUAGCCCAGAUACAAUUCGGUACAGCGCGUUCAGUCGCUCACCCAAGCAGCACGAGAAAUACGGUUUAUCGGACAAGUGGGAAACUACAAUGGCCAACCUUCCACCCGAUUUGAAAGAAGGGCAAAAAGAAUUUGAGGACUGGCUCUGGAGGAGGAACGAGAUCGAUCCUGAUCCAAAAAGGAUCGAUUUCUACGACCGCAAGAUCUUCCCUGGUUUCAAUGACCUGCCCGUUGAGUGCGAUCACCAAUCGAUCUACAUAAAACGCCACCCUCGUCGUCACUGGUGCUUCCUUGGAGAGAUUUUGGAGUGUACCAUGUCUGAACGUUUGGACAUAACCGUCACGGACAUUGACGGUGAAAUUGUUUCCAUUUCUCUCGAAGCGAGUGCAGAUUACAAUAGUUUUGACUUCGAAAGGGGCCAUACGCUCGGAAUUUUGUACGCUGAGCGCUACCCCGACCUUAAGGAGGGUGUCAAGAGUAUUUCUGCUAAAAUUAGGCCCGGCUGCUUAAAGGUUCGACAUAUGAAGCGUGACUGGGAAGACCGAAGUAAACGACUGACAGACAUCUAG